AUGUCGCUCUAUAGUCCAGUCAGUUCCUCGGAGGAAGAAGCGGGAGAAAACUCCUUCUCGCGCAAGAUGGAAGAUACGGACAUGCUGUUACACGAUGAAAAGACCGACAAAUUCCAUGGAUCGAUUGCUCUGGCGAUGAAGCAUAUGCCUCGACCGUUGAACAAGUGGAUAUACGGAUUGCUGUUCACGUCCCUCCUCCUAUUCAUCGUCAGCUCAAUGCUGUUUGCAACUUUCUGGUGGGUGUCUCUUCGAGAAGUUGAUCGCUUCUGCUUGAAGCAUGGUAGCUAUUACAGCCCCAUCUUAGCGCAGAUUAAAGAUCCCUACAUGACGACCAAAUUCAACGGCUCUCUGCAUGCCGAAUCUAUCUACCGCGCUCCACCAGGGCCUGAAGUCGACGCAGCAUGGAGCUAUAUUUCACUCGGCAUGGGCGUCUUUUCUCUUCCAGAGCACGAAGCUCUCAAAGCAGGCCUCGAAAAAGGAGAUGUACGAAUCCCUCCCGGCUACAAAGGCAGCGGUGAAUACAUGGCCUCUGUGGAGGUGAACCAUCAACUUCACUGCGUAAGGCUAAGGCAGGAGUAUCCGCAUCCACAGAACUUCCUCCGCAAGGCUGCAUGGUUCAACUAUCCUUACUACCGGAAUCAGGGCAGUGAGUUCAGUGACUCAGGAGCUGAACUGGAGAACCACCUUUACCACUGCACGGAAAUGCUCCGACAGGUGCUCAUGUGCAAUGCGGACGCGGGUAUCUAUGGGUACAAGUACGUGAAGGGACGCGAACAACGGCCUUAUCCCGACUUCAGCACGCCUCAUAGAUGUCGUAAUUUCGACACCGUUCUCGAGUGGGCCUAUGCGCGUCGAAUCGAGGGCGAUCCGCAGAAUCAUCCGUUCACGCCGGCGGAGGGCGAGAUUGUCCAUGAGCAUGAUCCUUGA
Messenger RNA from Paecilomyces variotii, 927 nucleotides. RefSeq lists its product as hypothetical. The record is from RefSeq and is a predicted model, not a curated record. NCBI's taxonomy places the organism in Eukaryota, Fungi, Ascomycota, Eurotiomycetes, Eurotiales, Thermoascaceae. The coding region runs from base 1 to 927 and encodes 308 amino acids. The transcript has 4 exons. Gene Ontology annotation, biological process: mycotoxin biosynthetic process.